Messenger RNA from Drosophila busckii, 803 nucleotides. RefSeq names its product thioredoxin, mitochondrial. Gene Ontology annotation, cellular component: cytoplasm. The transcript has 3 exons. The record is from RefSeq and is a predicted model, not a curated record. NCBI's taxonomy places the organism in Eukaryota, Metazoa, Arthropoda, Insecta, Diptera, Drosophilidae. The coding region runs from base 130 to 615 and encodes 161 amino acids. Gene Ontology annotation, molecular function: oxidoreductase activity, acting on a sulfur group of donors, disulfide as acceptor.
UUCAACACUAUUAUAAGAAAACAAGAAACCAACUUCAAAAGUGGAUAAAAGGAUAAAUAGAUCCAAUAGCAAAAGCUCACAUAACCACUUCCUACCAAGGCUCGUGCACACUACAAUUGUCACCUUACAAUGCUGAAAAUAGCAGCUGAAGGAAUAGCUCCACGACUGGCCGCUUGUUGCUUGAUCACGCACAGCGCCCAGAGCAGCUGUCAACGCUUGGCGCCCCAGGCAGCCAAAGCGACGCAAAAGUACCUGACACAAUCACAAGCCCGCUACAAGAAGUUGGUCAUCAAGGAUCACUACGAGUUCGAUCAGAAGGUCAUUAACAGCGACAAUCCGGUGAUUGUGAACUUUCAUGCCGAGUGGUGUGAUCCCUGUAAAAUACUCACGCCCAAAAUGCUCGAGCUGCUGGAGAACUCCAACGAAAUCGAUUUGGCUGUCAUCGAUGUGGAGACGAAUUUGGAUUUAGUUGAAACAUUUGAAGUAAAAGCCGUGCCCGCUGUGCUCGCCUUUCGCAAUGGCGUUGUUGUAGACAAGUUCAUUGGCCUGGUGGACGCCAACAGCAUAGAGACGCUCAUUGAUAAACUGAAGCGCAAGCAACAACAAAAGCAGUAGCUGCAUAUCAAACUGCAAAAAUACAGCUAGAGAUAUUAUUGUUCUUCGUCAGGGGCCUUAAGAAUUUAAAUGGUGCCAAGCACUCAAUAUCGGGGCAGGGCAGAGGUGCUAAAUACUGAUUUGAAUUAUUUAUAUGAUUAAGCAAUGCUCAAUAAAAAACAAAUUGUACAAGAAACUGCCGGACAGCA